This is a messenger RNA of Solanum dulcamara, 1443 nucleotides long. Its product is annotated as 2-oxoglutarate-dependent dioxygenase 19-like. NCBI's taxonomy places the organism in Eukaryota, Viridiplantae, Streptophyta, Magnoliopsida, Solanales, Solanaceae. The transcript has 4 exons. The coding region runs from base 116 to 1198 and encodes 360 amino acids. The record is from RefSeq and is a predicted model, not a curated record.
UACUAUAUAUAUUCAUGUCAAGGCCAGUGCCAUUAAUCAUCACGCCCCCCCAACACAAAAAAAAGAAGAAGCUAGCUAGCUCUACUCAUAACACGUAUUAAUUUUAAGAUACAAUAUGAGAAGCGUGAAAGUAGUAGCUGAGUUGCCCAAUUUGAAAGCAGUGCCUUCUAAUUACUAUGUUGAUAAUUAUCACCAUAAUUGCGCAUCAUCAUCACCAGCCAUUAUUGACACUACUCAUGAUGAUUCAGUAAUCCCCAUCAUUGAUUUUUCCCUCCUUUACUCAGAAGAUCCUCAUCAAUACUCCAAAGUCAUUCAAGAACUUGGAAGAGCUUGUCAACACUGGGGAUUUUUCAUGGUUGUGAACCAUGGAAUAGGAGAAAGUUUGAUGAAGGAGUUGAUUGGGGUGACAAAAGAGUUCUUCUUGAUGCCAGAGGAGGACAAGUGGAUGUACAAAGGGGAAAAAGUGUUUGAUCCAAUUAAGUAUGGCACCAGCUUUAAUUAUACUUCUAAGGAUAUCAAUACUUCGUAUUGGAGAGAUUACCUUAAACUCUCCCUUCAUCCUCAAUUUCAUUCCCCCGACCAACCCACUAAUUUCAGAGAAGUUUUAGGGGAAUAUUGUGAGAAGUCGAGAAAAGUGGCAAGAAAGUUACUGUCAGGAAUAUCAGAAAGCUUAGGAUUGGAAGAAGAGUUGAUGGAGACAUCUCUGGAUCUGGAUUCGGGUUUCGAGAUGUUUGUUGCAAAUUAUUAUCCAGCUUGUCCACAGCCCGAACUUGUAAUGGGCCUUCCACCCCAUUCAGAUUUUGGGCUUUUGACCUUUCUCAUACAAAAUGAAGUUGGAGGAUUACAAAUACAACACAAUGGAAAAUGGAUCGAUAUCAAUCCCAUUCCCAACUCUAUUUUGGUCAACACUGGUGAUCACCUUGAGAUAUUUACAAAUGGGAAAUACAAGAGUGUUUUACACAAAGCUGUAGUAAACAAAAUGGCAAGAAUAUCAAUAGGAAUAGCAAAUUGCCCAGCUAUGAAUGCCACAGUGAGUCCAGCUGCUUCACCUUUAAUCCAAAAUGAAAGGUUCCCACCACUCUAUCUUCCCAAGAAAUACUCUGAAUAUGUGGAGAUGCAACAGACUAAGCCACUGGAUGGAAAGUCCUGCCUAGAUCAAAUCAAGAUUACAGGGCUGGCUGAAGGGGGAAGCCACUAAAGCAAUCGCUUUAGGCCCUCAAACUUGAAGGCUCCAAAAUAUUAUUAUAUAUGUUCUAAAAAUAUGAAUAAAAGACAUUAGAUUUUAUAUUGUUUUUUUAAAAUGUGAUAAAUGUUACUAUAAUAUUAAUUCAAAUUUUAUAUUUGAGAAGGAUGGCCAGUCCUCUCUCCUUCGGGCCCUUCUUUUCGAUAAGGGGAGGCUAUUCUUGAAAAGAAUAGGUAUGUUCAAGUAUAAUUUAUUUCACA